Drosophila santomea is the source of this 1179-nucleotide messenger RNA. Its product is annotated as GATA zinc finger domain-containing protein 16-like. Bases 1 to 1179 code for a protein of 392 amino acids. NCBI's taxonomy places the organism in Eukaryota, Metazoa, Arthropoda, Insecta, Diptera, Drosophilidae. The transcript is spliced from 2 exons. The record is from RefSeq and is a predicted model, not a curated record.
AUGGCAACUACAGGUGUAUUGGAAGCGAUCAAGGUGAUCGAGUUGGUAGAGAUUAUUCCCAAGUAUGAUGGGGAAGGAAGUAAGCUAGACGGAUUUAUAGCUGCGGUAGAACAGAUAUUAGGUUUGAUUAAAGGGGAGGAAAGGUCGAAUGUAGGAGUUAUAGCACUCAGAGCAGUUAGGAGCAAGAUAAUAGGAGCAGCAGAUAGGGUCUUAGAUCUAGAUGAAACAGAGUUAAAUUGGGACCAGAUUAAGAAGACAUUAGUGUCCCAUUUUAAAGACAAGAGGUCGGAGCAGGACCUAAUAAUGGAAUUAACCCAUAUUAAAGAAAAGAAGUUGGAAUUAGAGGCUUUGUAUACCAAGGUCAUGACAUUGAAAAAGGCGUUGGUGAGCCUUCUUAAGGCUAACGAGCAGAGUAUGAUACUGAAAGGAGAGAAGAUUAAAUGGUAUGAGGAAAUGGCGUUAAAUGCCUUUGUGUCAGCACUAAAAGGUCCGAUAGGGGUGACCAUUAGAAAUAUGGAAGGGCUGAACAUAGCGAAAGCCUAUGAGAUAGCUUGCAGGGAAAAGAACUUGAUAGCCUUGGCAGAAACAAACUCAGAUCAGGGAGCACAGGAGUCAACGAAGUCGCAAGGUAAGACUACUGAGGAAGUACAGAAACAAGUGGAGAAAGAGGAGCCCCAGACAAUUGAAACCCAAAGGGAAACGGGCUUUUGGUCACAGUACCAGUGGGGUGGUAAUAACCAACCUCCGUUUCCGAUUCCAUUUACCAUGCCGAAUGCGAAUGGAUGGCCUGGAUUUGGGUUCUCAUACCCAAUGAUGGGAAACCCAUUUAGGACAGAUAAUUUUAACCAGCGAGAAGCCUACAAUUAUCAAAGGCCAUAUCGCAAUUAUCAGAAUAGGAAUCAGAGAUGGAAUCAAGGACAGGCAAACAGGGACAGACCAUGGAACAAUUAUGGCCAUAAUAGUAACAAUGGCAGGGAGAGAGGACAAUCUAGGCAGACGUACAAUUCGUACAAUUCAAACAACUCGAACAACUCGAACAACUCAGGGCGGUCUUUCAAUUCAAGUAAUACCUCCGACAGGACGGGUAAUCAAGCGCAGAUCAGGGGACAACUGCAUAACAUUCAAGAAGACGAGGCAAAUUUUUCCCAACCAGCCUCGAACAAUCCACAGGAUAUUUAG